ACCACACCACUGAAGGUCCAUGCUCGCAUUUCUGCUCCUAUAUCAUGGCCACGCCACUCUUUCGAUCGCCAAUUAAUGGCAGAUAUGCUUAUUUGUUUUUCUCUCUUAAACGCGGCCAGAUGUCUGGACCGGGCUGUCGAGAUUUGGAUCAGGAAAGACGCGAUGCAGUGCUGUGUUCUCUGUUGACGCUCGACUCAUUGUUACGUUCAAAGCCACUCAACCAAGUUCCAUGGGCGGAGAUACUGCAAUGCAUAUCGGUUUUGCUGGCCUACAGCUCUGCACAGCUGCAAGCUGUCAUAAACAUAUUGGCUCCCCCAGAGCACCGGUAUGGGUCUCCUGACAUAAUAGAGGACGAUUUGCCGUAUUCGAGAGGAAAGAACUCGCCCUAUGCUCCAAGUUCCAUGCCUUAUCGACCGGAUGAGGUUGAGCCAUACACAGAGAACCGGGCGGAGAACGUCAGCGCGGGAAUCAGUGCCUUCAAAAACGGACACGGACUAUGGAUGCUCGCCUUGGCUGCUGAAGUGAUUGAAAAGGAAGACAUGGCAUUAUCGAGGACCUACCAAGAAUGUUCUCUAUCGGAGUAUGUCAGCAUGCCAAUCUCGAAGCCUUCAGGGCCAUAGGAAGACUCGGCUGGGUUCGAUUGGGAAGCCACGCAUGUCUGCUUUCACCCCGGCCCUUGACAACUCGGAAAAAAGUGCAUUGUAUCAGAACUGACGCAUAGACCCUGGCGGAGGGCGGAAUCCUUUUCCCAACGGAAGGCCUUUCAAAGU
This is a messenger RNA of Colletotrichum destructivum, 770 nucleotides long. RefSeq lists its product as uncharacterized. Bases 45 to 620 code for a protein of 191 amino acids. NCBI's taxonomy places the organism in Eukaryota, Fungi, Ascomycota, Sordariomycetes, Glomerellales, Glomerellaceae. The transcript has 2 exons. The record is from RefSeq and is a predicted model, not a curated record.